UCACCACAUGUUCACUGCCUUGAUGAAGGCCAAUCGUGACCAUUUCGAAAUGUCUCCAGGUUCUGUGCUACUUCCCCUUCAAAAUGUUUUAUUUUAGGUGAACUACUUUCAAGAAAAUGUAGCUGCUAGGCCUAGUAACGUACUCAUAUUAUUGAAAAAACGAUCGGUAGCCAACAAGUUCAUGAGUUCUGCCCGGGAAUCUUUUUGCACCAUUGGUAUAGCCUUCGUAAUUUGCAAGCCUUGACAUGUUAUUACCCCAAUGAAUGGGCCUCUGUACAUUUCGUUCAACAAAUUCUUCAAUUCCUUUGGUAUUUCAUUUCAAUGCCUCCUUAUUUACGUGCGGGGUUCUUCAUCGACUUUUUCAAGGUUUAUACGGGAAAUUUCCACCCUCAUCCACAAUCAAGAGCUUCUAACUUCCGCUCGCCAAUUUUCAACGAACUAAGGUCCCCAUAAUGGUUUCAUUAGCCUAAUGGUUUGAUCCGGAGGUGAGCACCUUCCAGUUACGAUGGAGGCCAACCAGUCCCACCCUCAUCAUGCCAGGUGGAUUCAUUUGUUCCGUUGUUUGUUGUGCCCUGUCCUCGAAAAGAGGCCACCCACCUCCCUGACAAAGGACCAUACAAGUAAUAAGUCAGGGCGGGGUCCGAGUGCCCGACCCCAUUGUCGAGCCCAAUUUGCUUCGUCGCAUGGGACAGUUGAGUUUGGCCGACAAAAUGGGAAACAAGCAGACCACGUUCAGCGAAGAACAACUCGACAACUAUGUGGACACGACGUUUCUGGCCAAGGCUGAGAUCCUCAGGGUGUUCAAGAGGUUUUGUGAAAUCCAGGAGCCUCCCGUCAAUUUGAGGAGUGUGACCUACGAACAAUUGAAGCAGAUUGUCAUCAAUUACACCGAGUUGAGCAAAUGCCCAGAGCUAAAGGAGAAUCCUUUCCGUAAGAGGAUCUGCCGAGUGUUCUCGUCAGAUGACUCGGCCAGUCUGACGUUUGACGAAUUCUUGAAUCUUUAUUCCAUCUUCAGUGAAAAGGCACCUCGGGAAAUGAAAGUCCACUAUGCAUUUUUAAUCUACGACUUUGAUGGUGACAACUUUGUGGGUCCUACAGAUAUUGAGCACGCUGUCAAGUUAUUGACGCAAAACGAAUUGGCCAUGGAGGAGAUUGAAUCCAUUUGGGAAAAGGUUCUGUACGAAGCGGACAUCGAUGAUGACAAGAAGCUAUCCUCGAGCGAAUUCGAGCACGUCAUCACCAAAUCCCCGGACUUCAUCACGACAUUCCAUUUUCGAAUCUAAAAUCCUCCUCAUCUU
Tigriopus californicus is the source of this 1298-nucleotide messenger RNA. Its product is annotated as calcium and integrin-binding family member 2-like. The record is from RefSeq and is a predicted model, not a curated record. Gene Ontology annotation, molecular function: calcium ion binding. NCBI's taxonomy places the organism in Eukaryota, Metazoa, Arthropoda, Copepoda, Harpacticoida, Harpacticidae.